This is a messenger RNA of Neohortaea acidophila, 333 nucleotides long. RefSeq lists its product as uncharacterized. The transcript has a single exon. Bases 1 to 333 code for a protein of 110 amino acids. The record is from RefSeq and is a predicted model, not a curated record. NCBI's taxonomy places the organism in Eukaryota, Fungi, Ascomycota, Dothideomycetes, Mycosphaerellales, Teratosphaeriaceae.
AUGGACGUCUUCGCCAACCAGCUCUCCACCCUCCGAACGCUCAUCGUCACCCUCGACUGGCUUCUCAUCAAAAAGCUCUUCGUGGCCUCCGUGACGCUCGUCGCACCCAUCCAACUCUCCCGCACCACAUCGCCUGUCCUCUGGCCUUUCUUAUGCGGACACGCUGCCUACCGGGUGCCGGAGUUGGACCUUCCGGACUUUGUCGCUUAUCCGCUCAUUGCCGAGCUGUGCGUGGUUGCACUAGGGUUUUAUUCCUGCUAUUUCCAGAGUGUGAGGGACGUGGAAGUUGCUGAGAGGGAGAAGGGUGGUGUGGAAGGCAAGGAGGCCGCGUAG